ACAUGCACCCGUUGAUAGCGAACUACAUGCAGAAUCAGCUGGCGAUGGGCCGGCAGCCGAGCUCGAGUAAUGCUAGCGUGGCGACGACGGCGCCGGCGACGCCUGUACACAGCGGGCACAGCUUUGACGCUAAGGACUUGACUCCUUCGGAGCGCACAGGGGCGCCCCCUGGCGCCGGUAAGGACGCCGUGAAGCUGUUCGUGGGGCAGAUCCCUCGGCACCUGGAGGAGGAGGACCUGCGGCCGAUGUUCGAGGAGUUCGGCAAAAUUUACGAGCUCACCGUGCUCAAGGACAAGCACACCGGCAUGCACAAAGGGUGCGCCUUCCUGACUUACUUCAACCCGGAGAGCGCGUCGAGCGCGCAGUCCGCGCUUCAUGAAAAACGGACACUACCAGGGAUAGGUAAGCUAAAGUGGGACUGGACUGGAUACGUCUGCCGCAUGGCGAGUGAGCUGUGGGCUAAGAUUGAUACAGAGUGGAAACCCGGCCUAACGCGAAGAUCUGGCAGACCCCGCCGGCGAUGGCGGGACGACUUGGAUUGCUUCCUUAAUAAUUGGGCCGAAAAAUAA
Molecule: messenger RNA, 569 nt
Organism: Leguminivora glycinivorella
Lineage: Eukaryota; Metazoa; Arthropoda; Insecta; Lepidoptera; Tortricidae
Product: CUGBP Elav-like family member 4
Exons: 3
Coding region: 3-569 (188 amino acids)
Molecular function (GO): RNA binding
Source: RefSeq, a predicted model, not a curated record